GUGAAUCGUUGCGUGCGAUUGUUCCCACAACAACAUUUUAAGCUUGGAUAUCUGUGCUGUUCCCUUAUCGAGUUUUAAGCCCCGCUUUGUGUCGUUCGUUUCAAUCAAAAGCUAUCCAAAUAUGUCUGUGCUGCGAGCACUGAUGCUUCUGGCCUUUGGUGCCACCGUGGCGCUGGCCCAACGUCGCCUGGCUCUUCCCGAUCCGAGGAGUUGCGCCAACCGAGUGCGCCAUGCCAGCUAUCGGGAUGCCAGGGGCGUGUCCCACUCGUACUUCUUCAGCUGGGAGCAUGCUCCUACCCGCAGCCUGGAGGUGGAUUGGCUGGAUGCGAGGAACAUCUGCCGCAGGCACUGCAUGGAUGCCGUUUCCCUGGAGACGCCACAAGAGAAUGACUUUGUGAAGCAGAGGAUUGCUAGGGGCAAUGUGCGAUACAUUUGGACCUCAGGCAGGAAGUGCAAUUUCGCCGGCUGCGACAGGCCAGAUCUGCAGCCCCCCAAUGAGAACGGUUGGUUCUGGUCGGGAUCGGGAGCAAAGAUUGGACCCACUUCGCAGAGGAACACCGGCGAUUGGUCUUCAACGGGCGGAUACCAACAGCCGCAGCCCGAUAACCGGGAGGCCGCGCAGGGCAACGACGAGAGCUGCCUGUCCAUUCUGAACAACUUCUACAACGAUGGCAUCAAGUGGCACGACGUGGCCUGUCAUCACAUCAAGCCAUUCGUGUGCGAGGACUCCGACGAGCUGUUGAACUUCGUCCGCUCCCGGAAUCCCAAUGUCCGCUUGUAAUUCUAACUAGCCUAAGCCUGAGGGAGAUGAUUAAAAUUUACAUAUUUAUGUAGCCUUAAACGGAA
This is a messenger RNA of Drosophila sechellia, 846 nucleotides long. RefSeq lists its product as uncharacterized. The transcript has 2 exons. The record is from RefSeq and is a predicted model, not a curated record. Bases 122 to 781 code for a protein of 219 amino acids. Lineage: Eukaryota; Metazoa; Arthropoda; Insecta; Diptera; Drosophilidae.